AUCGAGAAAGAAUGCUUUCUUUAGCUCUAGCUCAACGUCAGUUUGGUUUUGAACUUUUUUUUCUUGAGCAGCAGUUGCAUAAAUAUUAUGAAUAAUAUAAUUUGUAAUAUAGUAAAUAUGGGGUUUUUGGGGACGUUUUAAUUGAAAAGAAAUCUACUAUAUAUUUUACUUGAUUGUAUAAUAUAUAGCAUAUUUACAUAUCUGUGAAAUAUAAGAAUUGUCAUGCUAGUUCCUAGUCUGUACGAAACACGAAUUAUUAAACAUUCGAAAUUACAAAUUUCGCUCCGUUUACGCUACGAGCACAGACUUGAAAGUUGAAACUAAUUUUAUUAUUAUAUUAACAGCAUUACCGAAACAUUACUAUGACGACGAGAUCUAAGAAGAAAGUUGGGCCUAUUCAAUCUACUGUAAUUACAAAAAGCCGUAUAGAAAAUUCUUGGGUUAUGUUGAUAAAAGAUACGCUCUUUAACAAUAAUAGCUUUAGGAUAAUAACUUUACCGCACCCGGCACACAGCUCGCCUACAAAGUAUGUUUUAGAUAAGUUAAAUAAGAAGAUGUUUGAAGUAGUGACAUUCAGUGAACCAUUUCGUUCCUUGUUCAUAGGAGAAACUGUGAAAUCUGAUGGAAGUAUAAUGUUAGUGACUCCUGUUAACCCUGUAUUCUUAGUGCUUCCUAGACUACGUGAACAGUGUACAAGCAGGGCAGUGCCUUUAGAAGAUUUAUUAUCUGAAAAAGGCUUUCAUGAAAUUCCAGAGUUUAUUGGAGACUUGGAUUGUGUUGCAGACUUAAAGGGUUCUGCUGAACUAAAAGCCUACAAGUACAGUGAAGUUAAAACCAUGGAGUGGCUGGAAAGUAAAGUGCGAAAAUUAGCAACAUUAUUAAAAAAUAAAAAGAUACAUGUUACUUCUGGAUCAAGUUCUGCAACAUUUAUCUCUAGUACACUCAAUAAUGACUCAAUUGAUGAAGAAUUUUACCUGAAGUAUGCUCAUGGAAUUAUUUCGGAAUAUCUAGAAGAUGACUUAGUUGAAGUGUUGGAAAAGAAAUUUGCAUUCAAAUCUGAACUUAUAGAGUCUGUUGGAAAACGUAAAUCUGAUGCCAGUGAGUUAUUAGAAGCCAAUAAAAGAGUUAAAUGUGAAAUUAAUGAAGAUAGUGAACUUAUGGAUACUAGUUUUAAUUCAAAUGUGGUAAAAAAACAGAAACCCUUAACAGCCAAAGAAAAGGCAAGACAGAAAGCAGCAAGUGGAACAAAGACAAUAUCCUCAUUUUUUACCAAAAAGUGAACAUUUUACUAUUAAAUAAAUUGUAAA
Pieris brassicae (large cabbage white) is the source of this 1307-nucleotide messenger RNA. RefSeq names its product ribonuclease H2 subunit B. The transcript has 5 exons. Gene Ontology annotation, cellular component: nucleoplasm; ribonuclease H2 complex. The record is from RefSeq and is a predicted model, not a curated record. The coding region runs from base 363 to 1280 and encodes 305 amino acids. Gene Ontology annotation, biological process: ribonucleotide metabolic process; RNA catabolic process. NCBI's taxonomy places the organism in Eukaryota, Metazoa, Arthropoda, Insecta, Lepidoptera, Pieridae.